Molecule: messenger RNA, 830 nt
Organism: Podarcis raffonei (Aeolian wall lizard)
Lineage: Eukaryota; Metazoa; Chordata; Lepidosauria; Squamata; Lacertidae
Product: lysozyme C-like
Exons: 4
Coding region: 26-454 (142 amino acids)
Molecular function (GO): lysozyme activity
Source: RefSeq, a predicted model, not a curated record
UCACCUUCUGUCAUUAUGCCUGCUCAUGGUGGCAAACGAGACAAGGAAGUUUGAGGAUUGUGAAUUGUUUUACAAGCUGAGAGAUCUUGGGCUGGAUGGCUUUCGCGGUAUUGACGUAAAACAAUAUGUCUGUAUGGCUGGAUUCCCAGCUAAUUACAACACUGAAUACUACGAGACAGAAGAGGGUGUCCCACACUACGGGCUAUUCCAUCUGAGCGGCCAGGAAUGGUGCUUUAAUGAGAGGCGGCCCUCACAGAACAAAUGCAACAUUUCCUGUGAUUAUCUCCUCGAUGAUGAUAUUGCAGAUGAUGUAAGGUGCCUUAAGAAGGUUAUCACCGAGAAAGGGCUGAUUGUAUGCCGCCCCCUCCCCCCCAUGUCAUCUAUGAUACUCAGGACUUACCUUGUCGAGUCUAGGCUUGGAUGUCUUCUGCUGGGCAGGGACAGCUGCUCUUAGGCUGAAUCCUGGGACAAGGCAGCCGAUUUUGUCUGCCUUUAAAGUCGGAAAGAAAAGGGAAGAAAAUGAAGAAAAGUGUCAUGUUUUUUGCCUAGAGAACAGUUGCCAUUUAUUUGCCACUCUAAAAAAAAACCUGCAUGCCUAGAAAUAGACUUCAUGCAAAAAUCAUUUGGAGUAAAAUCUAUUGCGGUCAAUUUUUUUUUUUUAAAGUAACACUCCAAACAAGAUCUUUAAUACAUUUUAAAUUGUAUUUUAACCCUUAUUUUAAUUAACUGCCCCCCCCAUUAUGUUUUCUUGUAAUUUUAUUGGUGGUAGCCACCCUGAGCCCAGUUCUGGGCAGGGAGGGCGGGGUAUAAAUAAAAAUGUAUUAUUAUGA